Nerophis lumbriciformis (worm pipefish) is the source of this 3645-nucleotide messenger RNA. The record is from RefSeq and is a predicted model, not a curated record. NCBI's taxonomy places the organism in Eukaryota, Metazoa, Chordata, Actinopteri, Syngnathiformes, Syngnathidae.
AUGCCUGGACUCAUCAACAAGGAAAAUCGUAGCGCUCUACCACUCAGUGUCUCCGACAUCACUUCCUGUGUCAGAGGGUACACUCAAGCUAUGACCGCUUCCAUGACAUAUGAAAAUAUUGAGGAUCAUGCCAUCGAAGGUAUCUUCAUAUACCCGCUGGAGGAAAAAAACAUUGUUGUGGGCUUUGAGGCGAUGAUUUCCAGUCAGAUUAUCACACUGCAAAUCAAGGACAAAGCCAAGAUAGAUGACCCUCACCACAAUUCAUGCAACACACCAAAUGGAGGCCUGCCUAGCGGCGUUGGACAUAUACUUCUGGAUGAGGAUUUGGAGAGGAAAGUGCUAGUCGUAAACCUGGGGAUAAUUCCUCCUUUGGAGACGGUUCAAAUUCUGGUCAGUACCUCCUGUGAGCUCUCCACUCUACCUAGUGGCGGCAUUAGCGUGAGCACGCCACCAGUGUGCACGCCACGUGUACAAAGAAGUAUCAACGAGGAGCAGGGAUUAUCCCCAAACUUCUCCAGGAUGAGGGACAAACAUCAGUGUGGCUAUAGCCCACAAGAUCGCGCUCCCACAUCUUCUCACUUUUGUUUGUCGGCUUUGCUGGCGGAUGAGGUCAUCAACUCCAUGGACUACGAGUUUAACUUUCAGCUGGAGAUACGAGCACCCUACCUCUUAGCAGGUGUGGAGAGCCCGUCUCAUGCCAUCCGAGCCGACGCUGACCCUCUGGCCCGGUCAGCCACCAGCGUCGUCAUCACCCUGGCGGACAAGUACACUUACGAUUGUCCUGUUCAGAUCCUCAUCUACCCUAGUGAACCUCACGUGCCUCAAGUGCUCAUAGAGAGCGGAGACAUGACGCAAGAUGAGUAUGACGAGUACAUCCAUGGCCGCAGCGACUUCAUCAAGGCCACCAAGAAGGAUUCCAGCAAUGAGACCAAGGUGGAAGCCAUUCAAAGGCGGCUGCACAAGGACAUCCUCCAUAACCCUGUUGUCAUGCUCAACUUAUGUCCCAACUUUAAGCCCGUCAGCUCUGACCUUAGGAAGGUGCACGGAGAGUUCAUCUUCCUCAUCGACUGUAGCGGAAGCAUGAGUGGUGUCAAUAUCAACCGUACGAAGGAUGCCUUGGUGGUGAUUCUAAAGAGUCUAGUACCGGGCUGCCUAUUCAACUUAAUAAGCUUUGGCUCCACCUUCAAAUCUCUUUUCUCAAGCAGUCAGAACUACGAAGAGGAAGCACUAGCCCUGGCUUGCGAGUACAUUCGGAAGAUUCGUGCGGACAUGGGGGGUACAAACAUCCUGGCACCCCUCAAAUGGAUUCUGAGGCAGCCAAUGUUUCCUGGACACCCCCGUGUUCUCUUUCUGAUCACUGACGGGGCGGUGAGCAACACGGGCAAAGUCAUCGAACUGGUGCGUAGUCAUGCGCGCUACAUCAGAUGCUUUACGUUUGGCAUCGGGCAGAAUGCUUGUCGAAGAAUGGUACAUGAAGUAGCCGCAGUGUCCAGAGGAACAGCAGAGUUCCUGGCUGAAGGCGAGAGACUCCAACCAAAAAUGAUAAAAUCUCUGAAGAAGACCAUGUGUCCGGUGCUCAGUGACAUUUCCAUUGAUUGGCUCUUUCCUGAGACCAAGGAAGUCCUGCUUUCACCAGUGGGCAACACUUUUCUGUAUCCUGGAGACAGUCUCAUCGGAUACGCAGUGGUUUGCGACGCCACCCGUUACCAUGCUAAUCCCAAAUCUGAGAAAAGACGACGAUACAGCAUGAUGCAUUCCAUCGGUUCUGGCAGCUCCGUUUUUUAUCACUCCCAAGAGGAGGACCUGUUGAAGACCUCUGCUAAUGAUCAGCCGCCAUUCAACGAGUUUCUUCAUGACUCCAACCAGGAUUCUGUGAUGGAUUGCUGCUCUGUUGCCAUGGAACAUGACGAUGGGUUAAAUGGUCAGACGUCGGCAAGAAGGCGAGCGUAUAGCACCAACCAGAUAACUGAGCACGUCUCGGUUAAAAAGUACACCUCCAGUGAUCCCAGUUCCGUGAUGCCAAAGAAUCCUCUUAGACGUGCCAAAGUUGAAGAUCUGAUUGGCCAAGCGAGCCCUGAGCACGAGACUCAAUGGAAGAGGGACUACCAGCCUCAGUUGGUCAGUUUGUGUGCAGCGUCUUUAAGAGAGCAGCCAUCAGGUGCUCCCUGUUUGCUCCAGCAUCACCCGCAAGGGGAGGUAGAAACGGAAAUGCCGACGUCAGCCCCAGUAUGUAACACUGCUGGAGAGGAUGGUUCGAGAUCAUCUACAGAGAGUCCAUCUUUAGGAAGUGUGGGAGAUACAGAAGGAUACAGCCACCAGGUGUGUCAGGCAGAAACGCCACUGGACAAACACAGCGCAGAUGUGAUAACAGCUGGCCAGCGGCGAGGAGAUUGCAAGGUGGUGGUGUCAGGUCUGCUCUGCGGGAAGGCUGUUCAGUGGGAGGUGAUCUUUGAUGUUGAGCCCUACCUGAAGGGGCGGGAACGUGAGGAGAAGGUUCACGAGGAGCUGUGGAAUGAGACUUUCCAUCAUCUGGCGGCGCGCUCCAUCAUACAUGACUUUGAGCACAUGGUGGAGAGAGAACGUGACAUUGAGCAUGGCUCUGGAAGGAAAUACCACAUUUACGCUAUUCACACCAGCAAAGCGUGCAACAUUUUGAGCAAAUACACUGCGUUUGUUCCUGUCGACUUGGACACAAAUGAAUAUCUGCCAACGUGUAUUGACUACAUCAACCUCGCUAAUGGCUUAAAAAGAGGUUCCCGCUCCAGUUCAGGAAGUAGGAAAAACCGAGGGUACUCCAUUGGAUUGGGCCGCUCUCAGUCUGGUGGUGUGUCGGAGGAAGCCGAAGACAUGUGUGCAGCUAACAGUUUGGAAGAUGGCGCAUCUCCUUGCAGUACUCCGUCCUCAUCCAGCUGGGAGAGAUGUAGCUCCACAGAGGGGACUCAAAGGAGUCCGUCGGUGACAUCAGACCAGUCUCAGAAAUCUGUGGAAAGUCUGUUUUCUGCCAGGUUGGCACUCAGCAGGACUCGUCUAUUGACCAAAGCUGCCAAAGGAUUCAUGAGCCGAUCCCACAGCAGGUCAGGUGAUUCCAUGGGAGAAAGCGACAAUGAGAACAAAGACUACAUCCCUCUGGUAUUGCUGCAGCUGGCGUGUGGCGCUUUCCCGCUUGACCCAGCCCUGUGUGACACCAUCAACGUCCCCAUGGAUAAACUCAAGUGGACAUCCCCCUUUGCUAGCCACCGAACCAGCCUCGCACACCCUUCCCACUCAAGCAGCCGGCGCGCAGAGAGCACUGAAGAUGACUCUGGACUAUCGAGUGACACGCAGACAAGUCUGAAAGAUUCUUUACCAACCGAUCAGGAGACAACCUCUCCUGGCGAUGCACAAAGAAGGAUGAUGGACCCCGAGAGCCUAGUAUGGGCGACGGCAGUAGCACUAGCCUGGCUUGAGCACAGCUCCGCCAGCUAUUUCAUCGAGUGGGAGCUGGUCGCCGCCAAGGCCAGCAUGUGGCUGAGUGAACAGGACAUCCCAGAAGGCCGUGAUGUGGGCUCGGUCAAGGCGGCUGCCAACCAACUCUUUAUCAUCCUCAGACACUGGGAUGAAAACCUUCAGCUGAACAUGCUGUGCUAUAAUCCAAACAGUGUGUGA